Molecule: messenger RNA, 1350 nt
Organism: Penicillium nucicola
Lineage: Eukaryota; Fungi; Ascomycota; Eurotiomycetes; Eurotiales; Aspergillaceae
Exons: 3
Coding region: 1-1350 (449 amino acids)
Biological process (GO): GPI anchor biosynthetic process
Cellular component (GO): mannosyltransferase complex; endoplasmic reticulum membrane
Molecular function (GO): alpha-1,6-mannosyltransferase activity; GPI mannosyltransferase activity
Source: RefSeq, a predicted model, not a curated record
AUGGCACCAACUCAGCCGACUCAAAGGCCACCACCACUGUACGCGAAACUAUUGCGAUUGGACAACCCCAUUCGGAGCUUGACAGUCGCCUUUUGGCUAUGGAAGGCGGUCCUGUACUUUGUUGUGGCCUACUGUCCAGGGGUGGGCUAUGACUCCUCCACCUCUUUGAUAUCGUAUGCUGCCAACCCAGCGGGCGGUCAGUCAGAGCCACUCUCGGGUCCUCUGAAAUUCGCCAGAUGGGACGCCAUCUACUUCCUGGAUAUUGCCGAAAAGGGAUACAUUUAUGAGCAAGAAUGGGCCUUUGGCUGGGGCUACACCAAGCUUCUAUCUCUUUUCCUAUCGGGCAUUCAGCUCACCGGCGGAGUCAUUGGGCCAAAUACCACCGCAGUGGUGGGAGUCGCUCUGUCCCAUGUCGCCCAUUAUCUGUCGGUGUUGUCUCUGUAUCGUCUAUCGGCGAACAUCUUUGGCCAUGCAACGGCUGCCCAACACCUCAUUUGCUUCUUGUCCGCAGCCUUGCACAUCAUCUCGCCAGCAGGCGCGUUUAUGUCAGCCCCCUACGGAGAGUCGAUCGUCUCCUUCCUUAACAUGACCGGCUUCUACCUUUACUCAUCAUCCCUCAUUGCGGAACGCAACAAUGCAGUCGGCCUGCGAGAUUUCCGGGUCCUCACCUCUGCGGCUCUAUUUGCCGUGGCCACCAUGGUUCGUAGCAAUGGUGUUCUCAGUGGGUUCCUCUUUGCCUACGAUGCCGUCAUCCUGGCUUGGAAGACUCUGACCCAGGGGCCUACAAUGCACAACACGAUUCGACUAGCAGUAAUCAUCCUCGGCGGUUGUAUUGUCGCGUCUGGGGUGGUCAUUCCGCAAUUUUUGGCUUAUCGCACGUACUGCCUGUCCGAGACUGACCUCCAGCCAUGGUGCGAGUGGACUGUGCCGAGUAUCUAUGGUUGGGUUCAGCAACGCUAUUGGGAUGUCGGGUUCCUGCGAUACUGGACCAUUUCCAACCUCCCCCUUUUCUUGCUGGCUGGUCCAAUGCUGGCUCUCUUGUGUCGGUCCGCUGUGUGGGGAUUACAGAGCCCAUCCUCCUCGUCAACCAGCCCCGGAUCCAUGCUUACUCGGCUGGCGGUCCCUCAGGGUUUGUUGGCCGUCAUGGCAUUUACUAGCUAUCACGUGCAGAUCAUUAAUCGGAUCUCGUCGGGAUAUCCUCUAUGGUAUUGGUUCUUGGUUACCAGUGCUGUGGACACGGCUUCGAGUUCGCCCAAGCUAAGCCGCACGUUGGUAGUUGCCGUAUACAGCAUGGUGGCUUAUGCAAUGAUCCAGGGGGUUCUAUUUGGUUCUUUUUUACCCCCAGCUUGA